AUGACAGCUACAGAAACCAUUGUUGGUAAUGAUGCCGAUACAUAUUCGGUCCCCGUGGCCGCAAAUCAAGUAUACGACAAGGGCAUCAUUUCGAAUCCCCUUAUAGCCAAAGACCUCCCCGCUGAAGUCCUCAAGAAAAGCACAGGCAUCAUCUUCACCGGCUCCGACAGUCCUUCUCUUCCCGUCAACUGGAGACUUGCAGAAGCCGUUUCGUCUCUAAAGGCACUGGAAGCAGCCUUGGUGGACGUUAUUCUCCAGCGCCGCUACGGUCUCGAGCCUCACCGUGUCACCAUCAACACCGACCACGCCAGUCUCUUCAUCUUCUCUACUCUCCUCUGGACUAUUGAUCCGUCCGAAGGAGGGGAGAAUAUCAGCCCCAACAGCCUCCGUCAGGCAAACGCGAAUCUGUUCAAAUACUUUCCUAGCUGUGACAAGCAUCGCAUGAAUGCUUCCACUCACCGCAACCUGGCAACCAAUAUCUACAAGUGCGCCGACGGUCGUUUCUUCCAAGCCCACGGGUCUCUGAAUCCUACGCCGACGCUCCUCAACGUUGGUCUGAAAGCCGAAGCCGACGAGGACACAAAUGUCUACGAGGAUGCCGUCAAGCCGUUUAACGAAGCGUUUGCAAAGAUUGACAGCCAGGCCCUGCAGCAAAUCACGGAUGAGACGCGGCAAGCUGGCACCAUUUGCUACACUGCGGACGAGUUCCUGAAUUCGAAGCACGGCAAAGCCAAUGCACAUAUUGGGCUUUGGGAAAUUCGUGAGACUGCGAACAAGCUUCAACAGCCUUGCUGGUGGGAAACGCCUAAAUGUCAAUCUGGUGUUUCUCGGCCACUCGCCGCACCCCAUUUGCCAGACGUUGCAUCUCUUCAAGCUGAUCUCAGCUGGGGAAAAUGGAACUGCAGCAUCGAUCUCCGAGAGGAGAGUGGUCGACAGAAACUGAAGCAGCUCAUCCAGGAGGCCGAUGUCGUCGUCCAGGGGUACCGACCUGGCACUCUCGACAAGUACGGCUUUGGCGAAGGGGACGUCAUCAAGAUGUGUGAGAAUCGAUCCAAGGGAAUCAUUCAUGUGCGAGAAAACUCAUACGGCUGGCAUGGCCCAUGGAAGGACCGAAGCGGAUGGCAGCAAAUUGCUGACGCUCAUACCGGCCUCAGUUAUUCUUUUGGUCAAGCCAUGGGAGUUGAUGAACCCGUCACGCCCAUCUUCCCUCACAGCGAUUAUUGCAGCGGCGUUGCCGGUUCUUGCGCAGUCCUCAUCUCCCUGCUGCGCCGUGCCGAGCGAGGCGGAUCUUAUUGCAUCGAUCUCUCCCUCAAUUACUACAGCACAUGGCUUAUCCGUUCCGUGGGCACGUAUCCCGCUCAGGUCUUUGACAAGGUGUGGGCUGAGCACGGCAGGCCUGUCUACCGCUACUGGCACAACAACGGCAUCUCGGCGCCAGAAACGGUCAAGAGGCUCAAGAGCGGACCGGCAGGUAAGAGGAUAUUGCGCCCGGAGUUCUUCGAGGAUCGACAAUCACCGAGUGUGCUUGGAGGCAAGGUGUUUCGUGCGGUCAAGGGAGUUGCGGAUUGGGGUGGCGUGGUUGAUUUGCGAUACAAUGUUGGAACUCGUGGAAAUGGGAUGGAUGCAGCCAGAUGGCCAGAAGACUUGAUGCAAGAAGUGGUUACAGAAUGA
Trichoderma aggressivum f. europaeum is the source of this 1671-nucleotide messenger RNA. RefSeq lists its product as uncharacterized. Gene Ontology annotation, molecular function: catalytic activity. The record is from RefSeq and is a predicted model, not a curated record. NCBI's taxonomy places the organism in Eukaryota, Fungi, Ascomycota, Sordariomycetes, Hypocreales, Hypocreaceae. Bases 1 to 1671 code for a protein of 556 amino acids. The transcript is spliced from 3 exons.